This is a messenger RNA of Malaya genurostris, 1418 nucleotides long. RefSeq lists its product as uncharacterized. The transcript has a single exon. Bases 24 to 1364 code for a protein of 446 amino acids. The record is from RefSeq and is a predicted model, not a curated record. NCBI's taxonomy places the organism in Eukaryota, Metazoa, Arthropoda, Insecta, Diptera, Culicidae.
ACCUGUUUGUAGCACUGAUACUGAUGAUGGACAUGGUACUAGCAUUCCCUACUAAGGAUAUGCCGAAUAAACACAACCGAGUGAAGCGUAGUUUUAUCUCAUCAUUUUUUUGGAAAGGUUCAACUGAACCCCCAGUGGCGGGCACAAACAUCAACGAGUCGAUCGAAAAUUCGCAAACAAUCUAUGCCGUUCCAAAACCUGCCAAUUCCAACAUUCCUCCGUCGUUUGUACCUGUGUUACCUGUGCAAUAUUUCGUUUCCCCUAACGGGCAGCAUUUUAUUGCAGUGAAGCCUGUCAGUAUUUCGGGACCUAACUGGUUAACAGAUAAUUUAAUCGAGAAUCCCAAAUCACAGACACCAUCAGGGAAUCAACUGAAUCUUACUCCGACAGAAUUAUCUGAACUGAAUCAACUAGCCCGAAUGGUUGGAGUGAACGAUGUUAACGAUCUGCCUCCACUAGAAGAUGUUAUGAUAUUGCUAGGAACAACAUCGAAAAGCGAAACCAUUAAAGCGAUUCGUGAUUAUGCAUCUACUCCUGGUGGAUUAGAAUUGAUUAAAGACUAUGUUGCGAGUUAUCAACCAGUCAAAAGGAUGGACAUCGGUGGAGCAGGACAGUUCAGUAAUGCUAUUAACAGUGAAGACCCGUCUCAAGGAAAAUCUAUGAGCUCCCAAACAUACUCUCCUGAGGGAUAUUUACAAAUAAACACAGAACAAUUUACCGAUCAAUCUAACAGCACCACACCGGCCCCUAGCCCAGGAUUUUUUGCAGGUCUUCGUUCGUUUUUCUCGUUCGGAUCUUCCACUGGUACAAACAAAGAAACUGAAAAGGCUUCUGAACCUAUUGUGCCUAGUGGUACUAUGAAUAUACCUGCAAUUGGAGCGAACUACAUUCCGCACUUUAUCAUUCCAAUGCAACCGCUGGUUGGGCAUGAGCAUUAUUACAACUACGUACAACCUGACUUUCAAGGAUACCAGAUGACACCCGCCAUUCAGGAUAUGAAUCCGUUCGUGCUGAAACCAUACUCACCGCAAUAUGUGUCUAGCACUGCAUCUCCCUCCAAACCAUUAGAUACGCAGCGUAACGAAGCGCACAUUAAUUUUGAAGACACACAUAAGCAGGAUGUGCAAGAUAAAUCUAGCAUCGUAGAGCAGCGUCCUAUCCGAGUUUCACCAUCGGCGGAAUCGACUGGCAAAAUUCAUAAGAGCAGGCUGGACGAAGCAGAUUUAUUAAUUGUUGUGCCGCCUUCAAUAAUGGAACGGUCUGACACAGCCAGUAUCAAAAGCACUACCACUACUAUUGUCCCAGAAAGCACAACCGUUGUUGCUCUAGGAGAGUCUACAACACCAAUUAUAAAGGACAAUUGAGCCGGCGGUAGUGGCACUGUUCAGUAUAAGUACAAUCCGGAACAUUUGCAAUAA